UACUGAGUACAAGCCCGGUAUGGAGUUCUCCAAAAACCUAUGUGAAAUAUGCCACUGUACUGACUCUAAGGAUCCUAACAGCAAGUUGAACGAGAUUGCAUGUUAUGUGAUCGAGUGUCUCUUCGUGUGUCCUGAGAGCCAUGUGUAUAAACCCCAACCUGGACAGUGUUGUGGGUCAUGUAUACCUACAAGCUGUGUUUUGGAGAUCCCAGGCUCAACUCCGAUAAUUAUUCCUCCUUCACAGUCUUGGUCACCACCAGGUGACAACUGCACCAAGUAUGAUUGCCAGAAGGUGAAGGAUGAGUUUAUACUUUCUAAAAACCACAUAACAUGUCCUGAAUUUGAUCCAAAGAACUGCAUUCCUGGAACUGAACAAACUGACAUGAAUGGUUGUUGCAAAACCUGUAUUCCUCGUUCCAACUGUCAAAAGAAGACAAACACCACCUAUCUGCGGAUAAAGAACUGUAAGUCAGUUGAACCAGUGGAAAUUACAGCCUGUGAAGGAUCCUGUGGACCGUCAUCAUCAAUGUACUCUGCAGAGAGCAACAGUUUCAUGCAUCACUGCACAUGCUGUAAAGAAAUGGCCACCAGUAAGAAGAAGGUGGAAAUGAAGUGCACUGAUGGCAAAGAGAUGAAGCACUUCUACAUUUCAGUUGAUAAGUGUGUUUGCCAGGAAUGUACUGAAAACACCAAAGGCUAACAUAAACAUUUUAAGACUGAAAACUAACCUGACUAAAAUACUCUUAUAAACUUUAAUAUUUCCUCUCCAAAAACUGUUAGAGAAUCAAGACUCAAUAUGUGAAAACCAGCAGAGACACACCUCUGAGCAUUAGCUGAAAGCACGUACCUGAGAACAGUCCAAUACAAGAUAUAUUAGAGCAAAUUAGUAAAAUGCUUAAAACAGCAGUCUGAAAGGCUUCUCUUCCAGUGAGAGAAUUACUUUGAGCUGUUACACCUUCAUAUUUUAUGUCAGCAAUGCUAAAUGGUGAUAAAAUGUUUCCUACACUUCUGGACACUGAACCUUUGAACUUUCAGAAUACCUGUCAUCAUUUUCUCAUUUAUUGUCAGGGAGCCAGGUCCAGAUAGUUCCUCAUGAGGACAGAACAUAUUGGUGUUGUUGUCUCUUUUAGCCUUUUGAAGAGGUGGUUCCUUUGUCCAAAUCUCAUGGUGUGAUAUUUUCAGGGUGUUUCUCUUCCUUUUACUGUGCAUGGUUUUAAAGAUAAAAUACAAGAUUAGGUUCUGAUUCUCAGUAUGCUGUACCUGUCCUUUGUAUAUUUUUUUUGCCAUCAUUUCCAAUUGCACCAUCCACAUAGAGUUUCUCAUGAUCCAUUGAAUGUAGCUUAGUGAUAAAGAAACGUAAUUAGAGUAUCAAAGCUUCAGGGUCCUUAAAACUCAGUGAACUGGUGAUUGUGUCUUUGCUUUUUCUUGUUUUUUAUGAAGUUUUAACUCAAUAUAUUUGUAUUUGAUGCACCUUCUGUAUUCAGGGGAAUCAUUUAAUUUCAUUAAAUAAUAUUAUUCCAUUUGC
Messenger RNA from Lates calcarifer (barramundi perch), 1525 nucleotides. RefSeq names its product intestinal mucin-like protein. The record is from RefSeq and is a predicted model, not a curated record. Bases 20 to 700 code for a protein of 226 amino acids. The transcript is spliced from 7 exons. Gene Ontology annotation, cellular component: extracellular matrix. Lineage: Eukaryota; Metazoa; Chordata; Actinopteri; Centropomidae.